Molecule: messenger RNA, 1447 nt
Organism: Oncorhynchus masou masou (cherry salmon)
Lineage: Eukaryota; Metazoa; Chordata; Actinopteri; Salmoniformes; Salmonidae
Product: DNA-directed RNA polymerase III subunit RPC6-like
Exons: 9
Coding region: 80-955 (291 amino acids)
Biological process (GO): transcription by RNA polymerase III
Cellular component (GO): RNA polymerase III complex
Source: RefSeq, a predicted model, not a curated record
CAGUCACAUGUUCAAUUGUUGAUGAAUUGCAUUGCUAACUAGCUAACGUUACCUAUAUAAUAUUGUACAACUCUCCACGAUGGCGGGUGUAAAGAAAGUAAAGAAAGAAUCCACAGAUCCCGUAGAUAUUGAAAACAGGAUAAAGGCGCUCUGUCAACAGUUCCCUCAUGGAAUAACAGACCAGGUGAUCCAGAAUGACAUGCCUAAUUUGGAGGCUCAACAGAGAGCCAUGGCCAUCAACAGACUACUGUCAUUGGGUCAGUUGGACCUUCUACGAAACAGCUCAGGACUUCUAUACCGCAUGAAGGAUGCUCAGACAGCAAGCAAAAUGAAAGGCUCCGACAAUCAAGAGAAGCUGGUCUAUCAGGUCAUUGAGGAUGCAGGAAACAAAGGGAUCUGGAGUAGGGACAUUAGAUAUAAGAGCAACCUUCCUCUGACAGAGAUCAACAAGAUCCUCAAGAACCUAGAGAGCAAGAAGCUGAUCAAGGCUGUGAAAUCAGUGGCUGCGUCAAAGAAGAAGGUUUACAUGCUAUACAACCUGCAGCCAGACCGCUCGGUGACUGGGGGAGCCUGGUACAGUGACCAGGACUUUGAGUCUGAGUUUGUGGAGGUUCUCAAUCAGCAGUGUUUCAAAUUCCUUCAGAGUAAGGCCGAGGUGGCGAGGGACAGCAAGCAGAACCCCAUGGUGCAAAGAAACAGCUCCUUCGCCACCUCUCACGAAGUGUGGAAGUAUAUUUGUGAACUCGGCAUCAGCAAGGUGGACCUGUCUAUGGAGGACAUUGAGACUAUUCUGAACACGCUCAUCUACGACGGCAAGGUGGAGAUGACCAUCAUCGCGGCCAAGGAGGGCACUGUGGGCAGUGUGGACGGCCAGAUGAAGCUGUACAGAGGGGUCAACCCUAUCAUCCAGCCCACAGGCCUGGUCAAGGCGCCCUGUGGCCUCUGUCCGACAUAGGAGGUGAGGGCCCUCGGAGUGUGGUGUCAGGAAAAUAACCUCACACUCAACGUCAACAAAACUGAGGAGAUGAUUGUGGACUUCAGGAAACAGCAGAGGGAACACCCCCCUAUCCACAUCGAUGGAACAGUAGUGGAGAGAGUAGCAAGUUUUAAGUUCCUCGGCAUAUACAUCACAGACAAACUGAAUUGGUCCACUCACACAGACAGCAUCGUGAAGAAGGCGAGGCAGCGCCUCUUCAACCUCAGGAGGCUGAAGAAAUUCGGCUUGUCACCAAAAGCACUCACAAACUUCUAUAGCACAAUCUAGAGCAUCCUGGCGGGCUGUAUCACCGCCUGGUACGGCAACUGCUCCGCCCUCAACCGUAAGGCUCUCCAGAGGGUAGUGAGGUCUGCACAACGCAUCACCGGGGGCAAACUACCUGCCCUCCAGGACACCUACACCACCCGAUGUUACAGGAAGGCCAUAAAGAUCAUCAAGGACAUCAACCAC